AUGGAAUCCAAGCGCGAGGCCUAUACCAAAAUCAUGGGGGAUGGGGAUGGCACCUUCCUCUAUAGCCCCCAAUGGUUUUCAAAAAUGGCUCUGGGAUCGGUUGGUUAUUUCGAUAAAAGCGGAGGAUGGAGGGAAAUCACCAAUCUCAUGGAGGAAGGCCGCCCAGAGCGAAACGGAUUCAAGCCAUUCGACCGGGAUGGCCUGGAGUAUGACAAGCCUGAGCCAUUCUAUUGGGAAAAGAACUCGUCAGAGAUUGAGAAGGGACGGAGUUCUCGAGUCACGACCGAAGCCUCCGGUGCCAUGGCCGCUGCGCCAGUCGAUGCAUCGGUUCAGGUGAAGUUGAGCAACUCGAAGACCGGCUCAGCAGCCCUCGUCACCGGGUCAGAGGUGCAAAAGCACGGGAUCUCAGGUCACCCCAAAUAUCGGAUGAUCGACUGGGUGACAGCUAAUACAACCGAACUUCUUGAGCAUCGAGACUUUGGUCGCGAACUCAAACAGAAGAAGGAAUUGUGGGCGGUCGCUAUAACAUGGGUUACCAAGGAGUGUGCGACCAAUGUGACCAAGGGCAAGAAGCAAGAGAUAGAUCUGUCCCUAGACGUGGGUGCGACGGGGAUUGGUAAGGUGGGCGGCGGUAUCGGGUUGUUUGAAAAGCUCAAGAGUGAAGGGGGUCAGUUGUUCCUCCCGGUCGAGGAUAGUAAGGGCUAUGUCGUCGCAUUUGGGGGAGUCCGCUAUGUUUUCUCGGGAGGGAUCGUGCGAAAGAAGACCCUCAGAGAGUAUAGACACACCAUAAGCAGACCAGUUCCAAAGGCUCCGUCCGUUUCAGACGAAAAUGCGCCUCAGAUCCAGACUCACACCUUGAAUCUGGGAAGAUGGGACCAAGGCCAGGAGACUGAGGAUGACGAAGUUGAUGCCGAGGGAGGGUUCGCGUGUGAAGUAGUCGGGAUGAGUGAAAGUGACACUGAGGCAGACAAGGAGGAUGCUCCACAAGUCGACCGCCACAAGGCAUUGGCCAUGAAGCUGAAACAAAUUAAAGAUAUUGAAGAUGAAGCGCAGAGAGCUGCGGAGUAUAAACAGCUGUUGGAGGACCCUGAGGCUCAGGCUAUCCUCUCAAAAAGGGGAUGA
This is a messenger RNA of Aspergillus bombycis, 1122 nucleotides long. RefSeq lists its product as uncharacterized. Lineage: Eukaryota; Fungi; Ascomycota; Eurotiomycetes; Eurotiales; Aspergillaceae. The transcript is spliced from 3 exons. Bases 1 to 1122 code for a protein of 373 amino acids. The record is from RefSeq and is a predicted model, not a curated record.